Molecule: messenger RNA, 461 nt
Organism: Aspergillus welwitschiae
Lineage: Eukaryota; Fungi; Ascomycota; Eurotiomycetes; Eurotiales; Aspergillaceae
Exons: 1
Coding region: 55-315 (86 amino acids)
Source: RefSeq, a predicted model, not a curated record
UCCGCGGCUCGGGCCGUUUCACUUUUUGUUUUUCAUCCUUUACUAUCUAUCUUCAUGAUGAUGAUGAUGAUGAUGAUGAUGAUGGUCAAUUCUCUGUUGCUUAAGAGCUCUCUCUCUCUGCUUAAGGGAGCCCUUUUUGCAGAUCUACGGCUUAAUGGAUGGUUGAUCCAUCGGUUGCUUCCACCUAUCAUUACUCGAUUCGUCUGUAUAGCAAGGUGCCUGGAGCGAUGGUGUGCUUUCUUAGAGGUGUCCUUUCGUUUGUUGCUAGAAUGUUAUAGUAGUAAUUCUUGGUUGUCAUCCUUGGCAGGUGUCUGAAAUUAAAAUAGUACGGGGCUUGCGACAGUGAGGCUCUGUCAGGCAUUGAAUGUCUGCCACUAAUCUAAUGAUGCGUCCACUACUGCAUGGGCAUACAUUUAGUCGUAAACUAGUAGUGUGCACACCUGUGAGCAUCAUGUCGCAAG